UCACGUUACGACCACGGCGGAGACGGACCGGGGCUCAGACUCAAACUCAACGAUGUGUGUGUUGUGCAUUGAGCCAGAUCAUUAAUCGCGCCUCAUUAAAAAUCUCUAAAUUUUACAAGAAUUGUCUCCUGAAUAUUUCAAAUUACGUAAAAAGAUAACUUUAUUUCCGAUCUACCAUGCUUCCUGGAGAUGCUAAGGAGUCUAAAGACACAGAAACUGCUGUCAAGAGCAAUGAACAUGAGCUGAGUGAAGGUGAGGGUGAGGCGGACGUUAAAGACCAAGCUGAAAAAAGCGACAAGAAGAAAUCAACUUUGGAUUCAUGGGUUAAGAAAUCAGAAAAGGAACCAAAAUCCAGGGGCAAACGCUCAAGGAAAGAAGAUGAUUCUGGAGACAAGGAAUCUGCUUCUAAGAAGACCAAGGCUUUGACUCCAGUGGAAGAAAGUGUUGAAGGAUUUGACUUCAAUGCUUGUGAAAAAACCACUCCAGAUGGAAAAGAAUGGAACUUCAAAAUAUCCUCCUGGAAUGUUGCUGGUCUGAGAGCUUGGGUCAAGAAAGGUGGUCAUCACUACAUAUCCAGGGAGCAGCCAGACAUCUUAACACUGCAAGAAACUAAAUGUCCAGAAUCAAAACUUCCACCAGAAGUGAAGAUUGAUGGGUACCACGCAUAUUGGUUGGGAAGUGAAAAAGAUGGGUAUGCAGGAGUAUCACUUUAUACCAAACAGAAACCAUUGGACAUCAAGUACGGAAUCGGUGACAAAACUUUUGACAAAGAAGGAAGAUUGAUCACCGCUGAGUAUGAAAAAUUCUACCUCGUAGCUACAUAUGUUGUCAAUGCUGGGCAAGGGCUGAAAACUCUAGAUAGAAAACUGGAAUGGAACAAACAGUUUGAAAAAUAUUUGAAAGAGCUGGAUGCCAAAAAGCCCGUUAUUCUAACAGGAGACUUGAAUGUGGCACACAAAGAAAUCGACAUGAAGAAUCCGAAAACAAACCAAAAAUCGCCAGGGUUUACCCCAGAAGAACGGGAAGACAUGACCAAAUUGCUCAGUGCAGGGUUCGUUGACUCUUUCCGACAUUUCUAUCCGGAUGAAGAAGGCGCUUACACGUGGUGGAACUAUGUCGGAAACUGUAGAGCGAGGAAUACGGGAUGGAGACUUGACUACUUCAUUGUGUCGGAGCGUUUGCUGCCCAACGUUUGUGACAGCGUGAUCAGAGAGAAGGUUCUCGGUAGCGAUCACUGCCCGGUCACACUCUUCUUGUACAUUUAGACAUCACCAGAUUAAAAUUCAAAAAUCCUUCUUCAAGACAAGAAUCUCAGGGACUAACAGCAAGACUACGGUUAGAAGUAAGAAAAUUUGUCAAGUAAAAUAUUUAUGUAAAACUUAGUUAUCUAAAUGUCACUUGUGUCUGGAAAUUAUUCUGAAUGUAAAGUUAAAUUUUAAAAUUUGACUAAAAGCAUUAUUUUUGUAGGGUUACGAUGUGAAAGAUUCGGAUGUGGCUAUCUUCUAUUCCUAACAGUAAUGAACUUUUCUUUAUUGAAUUUUGUAUUGAUGUUUGUUGAUCUGAGUUGUUUGAUUUAUAAUUUAGUUUGUAAGAGGAAAAUGUGGAUUUUCUGUGUAUGAAUGUGAUUAAACCAAAAAAGGUUAGGAGAACUAACUUUUCACUUGCAUUUUGUAGUUGUUUCUGUUUAUUAAAACUUGUUUUUUCAGUAUAUGUUUUUAUUAUUUAUUUAGACUCCUAUAAAAAAAGCCUAAAAUGUUUGAUAAACAGUCUCAGCAAACUGACACGUACUUUCUCCCAUAAGCUUGUCAACAAUCUUUGUAAUGGGUAAGGGAUCGGAGUUACUGAUAUUUUAUGGGUAAAAUAAAAAAAGUUGCAGUAAUUUUAAACAAUAAUUUUUACAGCAUUGGGGUUGUACUACUUAACUUAUUUUGAUUAUGAUUACAAGGAACACAACUUACUAAAUAAAAUGCCAAUCAAAAUCG
Molecule: messenger RNA, 1982 nt
Organism: Macrosteles quadrilineatus (aster leafhopper)
Lineage: Eukaryota; Metazoa; Arthropoda; Insecta; Hemiptera; Cicadellidae
Gene: Rrp1
Product: DNA-(apurinic or apyrimidinic site) endonuclease
Exons: 8
Coding region: 177-1265 (362 amino acids)
Biological process (GO): base-excision repair
Cellular component (GO): nucleus
Molecular function (GO): phosphoric diester hydrolase activity; DNA-(apurinic or apyrimidinic site) endonuclease activity; endonuclease activity
Source: RefSeq, a predicted model, not a curated record